UUAUUCAUUAUCUCUGAAUAUUGUUUCCCGCGCACUGUAUAUGUUUAAUUGGCCAUACUUUGCUAGAAACCGUAAAUAUUAUAAACACUGCGUAGGCCUUCCCCAUUUUUUGCCGGUUUUUCUGUAUGAACUACAACUCCCAGGAUUCCCGUGAUGAGGAAGAGCGCAAUCUCGAGAUUCAGACGUGUUCAAGUGGAACUGGAGUUUGUGUUGAAGUGGAGGAUCUCCUGAAAGCCACCAACCGCUGCUCAUUUGCAAAUAUGCUCCGUUCACUAAUCUGUUUUAAUAAGUGACUCGUUUUCCUCUGAGCUGUUCCUCUAGUAAACAGUCAUGGGGACCACGUUUGCCAUUCUUCUUGUUUUUGUGGGAUGUUGUAGCAAUGUGGUGUCUCUGGAGCUUCUUGUAAGAGAGUUUCCAGGAUGCGGCAACAUCGUCACCUUCGCUCAGUUUUUAUUCAUUGCAUUUGAAGGUUUCAUCUUUGAAACAAACUUUGGGAGAAAGAAACCAACAAUCCCUAUCAGAAACUAUGUGAUCAUGGUGACCAUGUUCUUCACCAUCAGUGUAAUCAACAACUACGCUCUCAACUUCAACAUCGCCAUGCCUCUGCACAUGAUCUUCAGAUCAGGGUCACUAAUCGCUAACAUGAUCCUAGGAAUAAUAAUCCUGAAGAAAAGAUAUACAGCAAGUAAAUAUCUGUCUAUAGCUUUGGUGUCGGCUGGUAUCUUCAUCUGCACCAUCAUGUCUGCCAAACAAGUGAAUAUGUCCAGUGAAGGAUCAGAGGAGCAAGGCUUUUAUGCUUUCAUUCGCUGGCUUAUAGGCAUCGCCAUGUUGACCUUUGCUCUGUUGAUGUCUGCGAGGAUGGGCAUUUUCCAGGAGACACUCUACAAGCAGUACGGAAAACACUCCAAAGAGGCUCUCUUUUAUAAUCACUGCCUGCCCCUUCCUGGCUUCCUGCUCCUCUCCACAGACAUCUACCACCACUGCGUCCUCUUCAGUCAGAGCACCCCGGUACUUAUUCCUGCUGUUGGAGUGACCAUGCCCAUAAUGUGGCUCUACCUGCUGAUCAACAUCAUCACACAGUAUGUGUGCAUCCGCGGCGUGUUCAUCCUGACCACGGAGUGUGCGUCGCUGACCGUCACUCUGGUGGUAACGCUGAGAAAGUUCCUCAGCCUCAUCUUUUCCAUCCUGUACUUCCAAAACCCCUUCACCACCUGGCACUGGGUGGGCACUGCCGUGGUCUUCCUGGGCACACUGCUGUAUACGGAGGUGUUUGGCAGCGUGCAGGCGGCGCUGCGAGGAACCGACGCGAAGCAGAAGAAGGCGGAGUAAAGGCGCCACUGGAAAAAGACGCCUGCCGCUGUGUUGGACUUAGAGAGGUUUUUAGUCGUUAAACCUGCAGUAGUUUUAUAUAGCUGGGGUUGUUUUCAUACUUGAUCACACAUCCAAGGUUGUACCCCACACAAAUACAGACACAGUAGUUCAGUUAAGGCUGAAGCUGGUGGUGAUAAUCUACAUUUUUAUUAUGACAGAAAAUAACAUGAAAACACCUAAACUGUUAAAUGAUGCAUUCACAUACUAUAUAUUGAGACAAGCUCAUGAAUCUGAAUAUUUGUUGGUGUGUUGUUUAAUGUCGUCCAUAAUUUGCAUCGUCUGACUGGAUGGUGGCUCUCUGAAGUCUCCAUGCAACGGAUAACAUUCAAAAUCGUUGUCCACAGUUUGUGUCCGGAGUACACAACAGACUUGUUUACCUUGUUUCUCGACCUGUUGAGAUGCGACACUUGAAUUCUGAAAAUGUUACUAGUGUUUCCAUCCUGAGCCUGAGGUUGCACCGCCCCUGGUCACUGUCCCGGCCAUCGCUAACCCAUUCAGAGGAUAUUUAGUCUUUCUCAAAUUCCCCAUGUGGUGCAUUUGAUCUCUUUGUGAGACUGUCUGUCUCAGAAGCAGAGCUGCAAAGUCGGGUCUCAUUCUUAAUGAUCAGCAGCAGACGCUGUCCCAGUUUCUAAAAUUUAUAUGUGAGAAUGGCCUGUUCCAGAUCUGUGUCUUCAAAACAACUCUGGACAAUAUUUUUGCAAUAAUUUGGGGACUAUUUUCAGUGGUGGAGGAACAUGGGACUGCCAGCUCAGAGGAGUAAUCAGUCUCUGAAUAUACACAAGUUGUUUUGUGUUUUUUUUCUUUUUUUUUCUUUUGGUGUUUUCAUGAGAUUUGCUGACAAUAAGAAAAAAACAUAGUUAUCACCAGACUUUAAGAUUAGUACCUCAGUAGCGAUCACAGAUUCACAAUCAUGGUGCAACUUUUUAUGCCUCUGUGAUGUUUGAAUAUUUAUGGUUUAAAGAUGACAGUGUAUUGGUUUAAUGUUAACGGAUUUUGCUGAACACUGUAAUUUGAUGCUGAAUGAACUGAACAUGUUUGGGGACUCAACAUAGGGUUGCCACAGGGGUUAUUUAUGCAGUCCUAGUGUCCUUGCCAUAUUGUCUCAGGUGUUUUGGACUAACAUUUGUCGACAACUAAUCUAUCUCUACACUCCAUCCCUUCUGAAAUUAAAAUGACAACAUAUGGCUACUAAAA
Mugil cephalus (flathead mullet) is the source of this 2565-nucleotide messenger RNA. It is a transcript of the gene slc35b4, whose product is annotated as solute carrier family 35 member B4. Gene Ontology annotation, molecular function: UDP-xylose transmembrane transporter activity; UDP-N-acetylglucosamine transmembrane transporter activity. The record is from RefSeq and is a predicted model, not a curated record. The coding region runs from base 331 to 1329 and encodes 332 amino acids. NCBI's taxonomy places the organism in Eukaryota, Metazoa, Chordata, Actinopteri, Mugiliformes, Mugilidae. Gene Ontology annotation, cellular component: Golgi membrane; endoplasmic reticulum membrane. Gene Ontology annotation, biological process: transmembrane transport. The transcript has 10 exons.